AUGAGUCCAAAAUAUUGGGGUGAAACUUUCCCAGCAUGUAAUGGACGGAAACAAUCGCCGAUUGAUAUUGUGACUGCAGAUGUUGUAAAAGAUAAAAAUCUAGAGAGACUGCAGCUUACUAACUACGACAAACCACUUACAAGAGCUAUUUAUGAAAAUAAUGGAAAUUCAAGUUGUCUUAUCUGUUGCACCAACAACAAUGACAGCCCAUUUAUCUUUAAGAAAAUGACCAUUCCUCUAGUCCAGAGGUUAGUUUUACUCCCAUGCUGUUUUCUAGAAGAAGAAAAUAACACGUGGAAUACGAAAGAUGAAAGAGACCGCGAUCACUUACUUGCAUUUGGUUACCGCAGGUGGAUAGCCUACCCGCGAAUCGGGUUUGCUGCCACUGUGUUACAUUUUGUGCACACAGAUGCAAAGGGACGCAUUGCCGUAGUUGGUGUAUUCUUUAAGUCAACCAUUUUCAACAACACUGGUAUGCGACCAAUUUCGGAUAUGCUACAAUCCCUUCUGUAUAAGGGUACGGAAUUAGAUGUAAAAGGUGAUAUCAACUUAGAUAAGUUGGUCAAAAACGGUUGCUCUUACUAUCGUUACGAUGGUUCUCUCACAACUCCUGGAUGCGAUGAAGGGGUUAUCUGGAUAAUUUUCAAAAACCCUCUUAGAAUUGGAUUUUUACAGCUUACUGAAUUCCGACAGGUUUAUUCAGUAGGAAAAACUAAUGGGGUGGACAUUAGUGAAUGCAAAAUAACUGGUAAUCACAGACCAAUUCAACCAAUUAACAGCAGAACAAUCAGAUCUUCAGUAUGAAAUAAUUAAGGAGCAUUUUUUAUACAUUAAAACUAUUAUUAUUAUAUUAAUUUGUUAAAUAAUGUAUUAAUAAAAUUUUGAUGCCAAA
Parasteatoda tepidariorum (common house spider) is the source of this 892-nucleotide messenger RNA. The record is from RefSeq and is a predicted model, not a curated record. NCBI's taxonomy places the organism in Eukaryota, Metazoa, Arthropoda, Arachnida, Araneae, Theridiidae.